Endocarpon pusillum Z07020 is the source of this 684-nucleotide messenger RNA. Its product is annotated as Adenylyl-sulfate kinase. The coding region runs from base 1 to 684 and encodes 227 amino acids. Lineage: Eukaryota; Fungi; Ascomycota; Eurotiomycetes; Verrucariales; Verrucariaceae. Gene Ontology annotation, biological process: sulfate assimilation. The transcript has 2 exons. The record is from RefSeq and is a predicted model, not a curated record. Gene Ontology annotation, molecular function: ATP binding; adenylylsulfate kinase activity.
AUGGCGACGAACAUAACAUACCACCCGACGCCACUAACCCCGACCCUCCGCUCCACCCUCCGCAAGCAAACCGGCCUCACGAUCUGGCUGACGGGCCUCUCCGCCUCGGGCAAAUCCACCAUCGCCGUCGCGCUGGAACAAGCCCUCCUCCGCCCGCCCUACAACCUGCACGCCUACCGCCUCGACGGCGACAACAUCCGCUUCGGCCUGAACAAGGACCUGGGGUGCACCCCCGCCGACCGCACCGAGAACAUCCGCAGGAUCGCCGAGGUCGCCAAGCUGUUCGCCGACAGCUGUAGCGUGGCCAUCACGAGCUUCAUCAGUCCGUAUCGCGCCGAUAGGGAUCUUGCGCGGAAACUACAUCAAGAGGCGCGGCAUGGCGCCGACGCGGCCGAAGGUGAGGAUGGAGAAGGCGGAGAGGGCGGCGUGCCUUUUAUUGAGGUUUGGGUGGAUGUGAGUGGUGAGGAGGCUGAGAGGAGGGAUCCCAAGGGUCUGUAUAAGAAGGCGAGGGAGGGGAUCAUCAAGGAGUUCACGGGUAUCAGUGCGCCGUAUGAGGAGCCGUUGAGGCCGGAGAUUCAUAUUCGGAGUGAGGAGACGGGGGUGAAGGAUGCGGUGGAGCAGAUUGUAGCGUAUUUGGAUGGGAGGGGGUUGUUGAGGAGGGAGGAGGGGUUGGUGGAGGGUUGA